Molecule: messenger RNA, 3857 nt
Organism: Coregonus clupeaformis (lake whitefish)
Lineage: Eukaryota; Metazoa; Chordata; Actinopteri; Salmoniformes; Salmonidae
Product: acetyl-coenzyme A transporter 1
Exons: 9
Coding region: 129-1784 (551 amino acids)
Cellular component (GO): membrane
Molecular function (GO): acetyl-CoA transmembrane transporter activity
Source: RefSeq, a predicted model, not a curated record
CUCGGACACAUUUCGACGUUACACAAAGACACUUCCUGGUCCAAUGCUAAACAAUUUACCAAUGUUAGCGGGUGAAGGCUAAAUAGGUUUCCAGAGGGUACAGCUGGUUUGAUGCCCGCAGCUCCACAAUGGAGCUCUCUGACUCAGUCACACAUAAGAACGGGCGGCAGAGGAAGCCCGCUGUCCCCCAGGGGGACAUGAGGGACGGGGACAGGGUUUGCAACACUACCCCUGACAUGGACAUGGAGGUGGAGGGGGAGGUGCUGCACCAAGGAUACGACGCAGAGGACAACGGACAUCCCAGGGUGAAGCCUGGGAUCAGAGGGGAGCUGGGGAACGUGUCUCUGCUGCUCUUCCUUUAUGUCCUCCAGGGCAUCCCUCUGGGCCUGGCUGGGAGCAUCCCUCUCAUCCUGCAGGGUAAGAACGUCAGCUACAAGGACCAAGCCUUCUUCAGCUUUGUCUUCUGGCCCUUCAGUCUCAAGCUGCUUUGGGCCCCUCUGGUCGAUGCGCUCUACCUGACCCGGUUUGGACGCAGGAAGUCGUGGCUGGUGCCCACCCAGUACCUGCUGGGUCUCUUCAUGCUGUACCUGUCGGUUACCGUGGAUACGCUGCUGGAAAGUGAUGAGGGGCGGGGCCCAGACGUGGUGACCCUGACGGUGGUGUUCUUCAUGCUGGCCUUUCUGGCAGCUACCCAGGACAUAGCAGUGGAUGGCUGGGCUCUGACCAUGCUGUCUCGGGAGAACGUGGGCUACGCCUCCACCUGUAACUCUGUGGGACAGACUGCUGGCUAUUUCCUAGGCAACGUGCUCUUCCUGGCCCUGGAGUCAGCGGACUUCUGCAACAAAUACCUGAGAGCACAGCCUAAAGAGACUGGCAUCGUUACACUGUCAGAAUUCCUGUUUUUCUGGGGCGUGGUGUUCCUGGUGUCGACCACGCUGGUGGCCAUUAUGAAGAAGGAGAACGCCAGGGGACAGCAUGGGAAGAGGAAGGUCCGGGAGGAGACGCAGAGCGUCAUGGAAACAUACAAGCUGCUGGUCUCCAUCAUCAAGAUGCCUGCCGUGUUCACCUUCUGUAGCCUGCUGCUCACGGCUAAGAUGGGCUUCUCUGCGGCAGACGCAGUGACGGGUCUGAAGCUGGUGGAGGCAGGUGUUCCCAAAGAGCAGCUGGCGUUACUGGCAGUCCCAAUGGUUCCACUUCAGAUACUACUACCACUCAUCAUCAGUAAAUACACUGCAGGACCACGACCACUAGACGUCUUCUACAAGGCCUUUCCCUUCAGGUUGUUGAUAGGUCUGGAGUAUGCCCUGCUGGUGUGGUGGACUCCCAGUUUAAAGCAGGAUGGGGGGGGAUUCCCUCUCUACUACUACGCUAUAGUACUGUUCAGCUACGCACUGCAUCAGGUGGCGCUGUACAGCAUGUAUGUGGCCUGUAUGGCUUUCCAUGCUAAAGUGAGUGACCCAAUGAUCGGUGGGACCUACAUGACCCUGCUGAACACAGUCACCAACCUAGGGGGCAAUUGGCCCUCCACCCUGGCACUGUGGAUGGUCGACCCACUCACCUCUAAGGAGUGCCAGGGAGCUGCUGGGCAGAGCUGUGGCUCCCCAGAGGAGGCAGGGCUGUGUGUUAAGGAGGGCGGUCUGUGUGUGACGUCGUUGGAUGGUUACUAUGUGGAGUCGGUGGUGUGUGUGGUGAUAGGACUAGUGUGGUGGGUGUGGCUAGGGAAGAGGAUGAGAAGGCUACAGGACCAGAGCCCUGCAGCGUGGCGGUGCAGGAUCGGCCAAUGACAACGUUCACCCGGCUCUUGACCUGCACAACCCCUUUCUCACCCCAGCAAGGCCGAUCGCCAGACAGCUACAGUUUGAUAUAAAAGCUUCCUCUUAUCUGUUCCUCUCGCUCACUUUCUGUUGGUCUUCCUAUGUCCCUCUCUCUGCCUCUCUGUUCGUCUCAGUCCCUCUCUCUCUCCCCUUCUCCCUCUUUCAUCUCCCCUCCUUUCCUCCCUUCUCCCCUCCUUUCCUCCCUUCUCCCCACCCUUCUCUGCCUCUGCUCAGUGUAUAUAUCCUCCUUCAGCACUUUUUCUUUCUUUAACAUAACUGUAGCUGUGGUCUGGCCCCCACAAGACUUAUGGACCAUAACAACAGUCAAUUCCUCCCUGCAACAUCACAUCUUCACCAGGACUUCUGUCGCUGCCGCUUCAAAUAUGUCCCAUUGGAAACAAAAAAGAAGGAACUAUUCUUCUUGCUAAGAACAUUUACUCCAGGAAGUAGCUUCUCCUCUUCUCAUUCCACAUUCUCUGUAUCUUCAACUAUUUAACUAGACAUGUCACUUGUAUUAUGUGUGCCUUGCUCUGUUCUUCAGACUCUGAUUUUAUAAAGUUGUUGUCUGAUAUUUGAAAAGGCUUUCAUCAAUGGUCAUAAAAAGCAAAGUACGUUUAAAUAUGGAUGAUUAAAUAUGAACUUUUGAGAUGUAGUCCAAGGCCUGGUUGAUAAAUAGGUCAAAUUUGUCUGUAACAUGGAGUGAGAAAUCAUAUCUGUAUUAUUGAUUGUAAUCCAUAGCCCCUUCGACAGAAACGCCUAAACUAUAACAGUACUGAUUAAAAUAUAUCUGUAAUUUUCAGAAUACAACAGUAUUUUCUCUAAACCAGCAAUGAGAGUUCAGCGGUUGUGUGAAAGGGAGAAGGCAGCAAACAGUCAGGUCUGGAUCUGGGAUCACCUAUAAUGGUUCUGUUUGUAUUGAUAUAAAUAAUUUUGUAUUUGUUGAAAUUCGAGUAAUUUGUGUUUGUUUUGGGUCUCUCUGCUGUAUUCCACAUCGGGCUGCAAAAAAGCAUUUGCAUUGAUCCACGUGUGGUAAGCCUGAUCAUUCAGAUUCCGUGUUUCUCCCUUCAUUUCUGUCCCUAACCGCUGGUCCAAGUUCAGAUGCGGCUCAGCUCCUAAAGGUGAAAGUCAGGGUUGGGGUAUAAUGAGAUGAUCCUAAAAUCAAGUGUUUCUCUUUUGUGGGGGGAAAAAAGCGCACACUGAGUUUCCACACCAAUGCAAAGCCUUCAUACUGUAUCUGAAACUUUUGUUAGCCUUGAACAUAUUUUUUUAACUUUCUGUUUAUUCUACAACUUGUGAUAGUGAUGCUGCUGUAUGUACAUGGCAUUUUUAUGUCUUAUGUGCCAGUACUUUUACAGUUAUUUUAAUAUUACCAAUACAAGUCUACCAGCAUUCACUUACAUAUGGAUAUGUUUGUAUAUUUAUGAUUUGUUUGAUUUGCCAAAUAUUUAAAUGAAAUGAAUGUUAAUUUUGUGGUUAUUUUUAGGACUUUUUUUCAUGUCGGUUUGGCUUAAUUUCAGCUUGUACAUUAUUUUCCAAGAUUACUACAGUGGAGGGUUUUUUAAAAGAAUGUUCAGCUACUGAAUUUCCCAUGGAAUACAAAUUAUUUGGGAUGGGCUGCAGCAAACAAAUAUUUGAUGCCCAACACACACUAGAAAAGCUGGUUUUAAAGACCUGCUUGGUGGUGGAGUUGUCCUUACCCUCUCUGAGGGCAGUGUUCACAUGACCCCUUUUAAGUUGAAAAGCUCAGACAUUACAGGGUGACUGUACCAGGGGUUGGGGUCAAUUCCAUUUCCAUUCCAGUCAGUUUGGGAAGUACACUACAAUUCCAAUCCAUUCUCUUCAAUAGUUCAAUGAGGAACAUUUGGUUUACUUUCUAAAUUGACUGGAAUUUCAACGGAAUGGACCCAAACUCUGGACUGUACCUUAUGGGACUUGUACAUACACUAUGCUGUAAAAUGUUUUGAGGAACUUUUGUACCAACAUUCCCAAGAUGUAAUAUUGAAAAUAUUAUAUAUAUGUAAUACAAUGCAUAUGCACACAGUG